This is a messenger RNA of Sinocyclocheilus grahami, 2490 nucleotides long. RefSeq names its product transketolase-like. NCBI's taxonomy places the organism in Eukaryota, Metazoa, Chordata, Actinopteri, Cypriniformes, Cyprinidae. Gene Ontology annotation, molecular function: thiamine pyrophosphate binding; transketolase activity. The coding region runs from base 188 to 1828 and encodes 546 amino acids. The transcript is spliced from 13 exons. The record is from RefSeq and is a predicted model, not a curated record.
GCGUUAUCGGAUGAGUUGACAGCUGACGUAACGCCUCGCUUAAAAGCUACAGCGCAGCGCGUUACCCGCGUCCCACACCGUGCUCGGCUCUGGUGCUCUUAGCAAUUACAGAUUAACGCAGUUUCAGAAGAGUUCAUUUUUCUAUAGUUAUAGCACUCGCGUUCAUUUAAUCGCGCACAGCUGAAUCAUGAGCUAUCACAAACCCGACGAGAAAACUCUGCAGGCCCUGAAAGACAUCGCCAACAAGCUCAGGAUUCACUCCAUCAAGGAAACAUGCGCCUCAAACUCCGGACACCCCACCUCAUGCUGCAGCGCUGCUGAGCUCAUGUCAGUGCUGUUCUUUCACACCAUGCGCUACAAAGCCGAUGAUCCUCGCAACCCCAGCAACGACCGCUUCAUCUUGUCCAAGGGCCAUGCUGCUCCCAUUCUGUAUGCUGCCUGGGCAGAGGCUGGAUUCAUCAAAGAGUCUGAGCUGCUAAACCUGCGCAAGAUCGACUCUGACCUGGAGGGUCACCCUACCCCUAAACUAGCGUUUGUGGAUGUGGCGACAGGUUCUCUUGGCCAGGGUUUGGGUGCUUCCUGCGGUAUGGCGUACACUGGAAAAUACUUUGAUAAAGCUAGCUACCGUGUGUACUGCAUGCUGGGAAAAGACAUUUCUAUUUUAAGUCCUCAUUCUCGUGGUCUGACCUGUGAUCUUUUUUCAGGCAUUGAGGAUCAGGUUAACUGGCAUGGGAAGCCUAUGCCUAAAGACCGUGCGCAAGAGCUGAUUAAGGACCUCCUGAGCCAGAUUCAGUCUCCCAAUAAGCCCCUCCACCCUCACCUGCCUAAUGAGGAUGCUGCUCCAGCUGACCUCACCCCCAUCCACCUGCUCACAGCUCCAGAAUACAAGAUCGGAGAUAAGAUGUCCACCAGGAAGGCCUAUGGUGUUGCCCUGAAGAAGAUGGGGGAUGCCAGCCCACGUGUGGUGGCCAUGGAUGGAGACACCAAGAACUCAACCUUCUCUGAGAUCUUCAAGAAGGCCCAUCCUGAUCGCUUUAUUGAAUGCUUCAUUGCUGAGCAGAACAUGGUGAGUGUGGCCAUUGGUUGUGCCACUCGUGAUCGCACUGUUUCAUUUGCCAGCACUUUUGCUGCCUUCUUUGCUCGUGCCUAUGACCACAUCCGUAUGGCAGCGAUCUCCCAGUCUAAUGUCAACCUGGUUGGCUCACACUGUGGUGUUUCCAUUGGUGAGGAUGGCCCCUCGCAGAUGGCACUGGAGGAUCUCGCAAUGUUCCGCGCUAUCCCAACGUGCACAGUGUUUUACCCUAGUGAUGCAGUAUCUACUGAGAGAGCCGUGGAGCUUGCAGCCAAUAUAAAGGGUAUCUGUUUCAUCCGUACCAGCCGACCUGACAAUGCAGUCAUCUAUGAUGCUGGAGAGAAAUUUGAAGUUGGCAAAGCCAAGGUGGUGCGGCAGUCUGACAAAGAUCAGGUGACCGUCAUUGGAGCUGGAGUAACACUGCAUGAGGCACUGGCAGCACAUGACCAACUGGCCAAAGAAGGUAUGAACAUUCGGAUUAUCGACCCAUUCACCAUAAAACCCCUGGAUGCCUCCACUAUUGUGGCAAGUGCUCGUGCCACAGGAGGAAGGGUGAUCACUGUAGAGGACCACUACAAAGAGGGUGGUCUGGGCGAGGCCGUCCUGUCUGCAGUGGGUGAAGAGCCUGGCAUUGUGGUGCACCGGCUAGCUGUGAGCCAUGUGCCUCAGAGCGGCAAACCGCAGGAGCUUCUGGACAUGUUUGGCAUCAGUGCCAAAUCUAUCGUUACUGCCGUCAAGCAUACUUUCGCCAACUGAAACCGUUUGAACCACCCUGAACUACGCCUUUCCUCUUUCUCCACUUCUAACCCAGACCCUAAAUACAAGCUCGCCACUCAUCCUUAUCAUUCCAGAGGCUCAUGGCUUGAGGAUAUACCUAACUUAGUGUGAAAUACUCAACUUGUGCACUAUAGUCUAUACAGUGUCGCCCAUAGCUCUGAAGUGUUUUCACUUUGCAUCAUCAGUUUUGACUUCUUGAAAGCUUUAAAUGCUGUAUUAAUAGUGUUUUUUAAAGGCUUGGAAGUGUGGAUUAGAUCAGAGUGCAUUGCAGUUUCACUUUUUUGAAUACAAUUAAAACAAUGACCAUUUCACAUUAAGUAAUUUCAUCCUUUCCCUAGCUUUUGACUGUGUGUGCUUCCUGGAAUUAUUACAAGCCAGUAUCAUGAAAAAUAAAUUUUAUAUUAGCCGUGAUGGUGCUUUCAGGGAGUAACCAAGUAUAUCUUUUUUUUUUUUUUUUUUACUGCUGUUGCAUAAGCUACUGGACAACCCAGUUUUGGAAAGUUAGUACAUCAAUGGUUUGGUUUUGGCGACUUGAAGUGUUUCUCAUGUUACUGAGACACCCUCACUGUUGUUGCUUGUGUAAACCUAUAGUUUUCACUGAAUUUGAUGCAAUGUGAUAAUAAAUUUAACUGCCCAUCCAA